Brienomyrus brachyistius is the source of this 2378-nucleotide messenger RNA. RefSeq names its product solute carrier family 35 member D1a (gene slc35d1a). The record is from RefSeq and is a predicted model, not a curated record. Gene Ontology annotation, molecular function: antiporter activity; GDP-fucose transmembrane transporter activity. Lineage: Eukaryota; Metazoa; Chordata; Actinopteri; Osteoglossiformes; Mormyridae. The coding region runs from base 20 to 1081 and encodes 353 amino acids. The transcript has 12 exons. Gene Ontology annotation, cellular component: Golgi apparatus.
GCGACGUCGUCUGGCAGCAAUGGCGGAAGUUCGGAGACGUCAGCAUGCUCGUGUUAAAGGAGAAGCUCGCGAAAGGAGGCUCGCGCACAAGGAUGAGCGCGAGGGGAUGGCGGCCGAGACGCUCGCGUUGGUCUUAAAGCUUUUCGCUGCCGGAUUUUAUGGUCUGAGCUCUUUUCUCAUCGUCGUCGUGAAUAAAAGCGUCCUGACAAAUUACAGGUUUCCCUCCUCGAUAUGUGUCGGAAUCGGCCAAAUGCUGGCGACCAUAGUCGUGCUUUGGGGUGGAAAGACACUCCGAAUAAUCAACUUUCCAGAUUUCGACAAAAGCAUACCUCGCAAGACAUUUCCUCUGCCUUUUCUUUAUGUAGGGAAUCAAAUAACAGGACUGUUUGGGACAAAACGGCUCAAUUUACCCAUGUUUACGGUCCUCAGGAGAUUCUCCAUUCUCUUUACAAUGAUAGCAGAGGGAUUUCUUUUGAAGAAGAAAUUCUCUCGGCCUGUCCAGCUGACAGUAUUUGCAAUGAUCCUGGGGGCAUUUGUGGCAGCAAGUGCUGAUUUGGCUUUUGACCUGCAAGGGUACGUGUUCAUUCUGCUGAACGAUGUCUUGACCGCAGCCAAUGGCGCAUACGUGAAGCAGAAGCUUGACUCCAAGGAGCUGGGCAGAUAUGGGCUGCUGUACUACAAUGCCUUAUUUAUGCUUGCGCCGACACUACUCUUAGCAUAUCUCACUGGCGACAUACAAAAGGCUAUGGAGUUUGAAGGUUGGUCAGAUGCUUUUUUUGUGGGCCAGUUUGUGCUCUCUUGUGUCAUGGGGUUUAUUUUAAUGUACUCCAUAGUGCUUUGUACACAGUACAACUCUGCACUGACGACAACAAUCGUAGGCUGCAUAAAAAAUAUUUUAGUAACAUAUAUCGGGAUGGUCUUUGGAGGAGACUACAUAUUCACAUGGACUAAUUUCAUUGGUCUAAACAUAAGUAUCGUCGGAAGCCUGGUCUACUCAUACAUCACCUUCACAGAAGAGCACUCAAGUAAGCAAAACGAGAACACCAACAAACUGGAAGUAAAAGGGAAGAUAGCUGUAUGACCUUAAAGGAUGGGUUGUACAUGCUUUGGUACAGGUGGUUCUGUACCUUUUUGUUGUCUCAUUUUUAUACCUUCAAGUAGGAGUUGAGAAGCCAAACUGAGAGACACUCCUUACCCAUUACGGGCAGAACUUGGCCUAAGGACAAAGCAAAGCAUAUAGUGUUACUGUUUUUUUUUUCUAUGUGUUGGGUCAUUCCUGAUCUGUUUACCAUUUUAAUAAGGCAUUUUGGGACCAGUUCUUGCUAACCAUGUUUGUGACAUGGUAGAUGUGUUUUAAUAGUCUUUUUAAAUACAUGAAAGCUAUAGUUAUUUAAAUGGAACAAAUGUAUUGUGAUUCACCAUAGAUGUAAAAAAAAAUGGUUUGGUAUUCAUUAUGUCUGUUUGUCCUUGUAAGGGGGGCGGGGGGGGGGGGGGCUGAUACUCAUCACCCGCCCCACAUAUUUUGAAAGUGCAAGAAUGAUACCUGAUAAGCUGAAUGAUUCAACUGAAUAUGUGAGGCUCUGCAUGGUUUGAUGUGCGCGUGUGCGAUGCCUGCAUGUUUACAUGGUACUGUGACUUCAAUACGGCACAAUUUGUUUCAAAAUUUGUUUGAAAAGCUACAACGAUGCAGUAUUUGUUGAGCUUUUUUUUUUUUUUUUUUAGCUUUUUACAAUAUUUGGUCAACAGUAUUAGCAUAGCCAUCUUAGCAUUGGUUCGAUGCACCUUUAUCGACUGCAACAAGUAGGUGGCUGAAGUAAGCGACAUGUGACAAGUGUUUCAAAUGUUUACCUUUUAUUUCAACAGAGAUGCCUUAAUGGAGAGCGCCACCUGGCAGUUGCGAAUUGAAAUGACUUCAUGUUCAUGGAGACUUGUAAAACGCGGGUACUUCCAUAGUAUUGUAGACAAAUUAAAGCUAUUGCAAAAUUACUGGAUGUUUGGCACCAUCUAUAUGAGCAGUGUGUGAACCAGAUGACAGUGUAUUUUAAUAUGAAUUUGUAGACUUUGUUCAGUUAACUGUAAAAUUGUAUUGGCCAAUCUCAAAGACUAAAGUGUAUUACCUUGUAAGUCUUUUUGCAUCGCAGGGGCCAUUUAAAAAGGUUAUUUACCUACUGCAUACCUUUAUAAUGAACAGUUUUACGUACAGAGAUGGAUUAUAUGGCUACCAGGCUAUUGUAUUCCUGUAACUGUAACGGAUACGUUUUUGUGUUUCAGUUGAACUGGGUCACCACAGUAUAAUGAUUCGUUACAGGGCUGUUAAGGGAGCUGACUGUACAUGUCGUGAAGAAUAAAGUGCCUUUAUUAAACUGCUUUUUUCUCCA